AUGACCACGGUAGCUCAGCCCAUUGAAGACUUGAUAACAUGGGCGAAGCAGCGAGGCAGCCACCUCGCACCGAGCGUCGGCAUCGCUCACGAUCCCGCCUGGGGCUGGGCGUGGAUCGCGGAGGAGGCGAUUCCUGCUGGCUCCGAACUUGUCAGCGUCUCGACUAACACGGCCCUCUCCUACCUCAAUACGCUCGAUACGACUUCAGCCCUCUUCCCUAGCCACGACUCCCGCGCCUUUUCACGGCCCCAUCUCAGUCGCUUGGGGGCCGAGUGUCCGCAUGUUGUCGGUAACUACUUCCUCAUGCAACAGUAUCUCGAGGGCGACCAGUCUCUGUGGUGGCCGUAUAUCCGCCUCCUACCCCAGCCUGACGCCGUUGCCAACUUCAGGAUGCCCUUAUGGUGGCCCGAGACUGAUCAUGUCUUCCUGCAAGGCACCAAUGUGUACCCUGCCAUGGAGGCCACCCGGAAACUCUGGGCCCACGAUUGGCAGAGGGGCAAGGAUCUUGUGCACACAUUCGAUAAUUCAUCGGAUUUUACCCUGCGCCUCUAUGAAUGGGCCGCUACCAUCUUUAGUACGCGAAGUUUUCGGGCUUCCUUGACCAUUCCUCGUGCCUUUCCCCAUGAUCAUGAAGAAUGCCUGCCUGUCGAAGAACCGAUGGUGCGGGAGCACAUCAGCCAAGAUAAUUUCUCUGUCUUGCUCCCUCUCAUGGAUAUCGGAAAUCACUGUGAGGAUAAGCUCGUGGAUUGGAAAGGAAAUCUUGCCUCUGACCAGAUUACACUGGUGAAUCUGAAAAGCAUCGAGUCUGGAUCUCAAAUAUACAACUAUUAUGGCGACAAAUCAAAUAGUGAGCUCUUGCUCGGGUACGGCUUUAUCCUUCCCAACCCUCGCCUCGACACUGUCAAUAUUAAACUCGCGCCCCAGCCCGAUGCACUCGAGCGUCGGCAGCGGCAGCUAUGCUUUACGCGUCCCGCUGGUAAGACGCUUGAGCAAGAGCUGAUGUUCUGCGUUCACCCAAUCUCGUCUAGCCCUGACGCAAACGAGAAUGACAGUGAUCCCUCGUCUCUGUUCUCCUCGGGCCUCCUCGAUCUUCUCUCUUGUAUUGUAGCGAAUGAGAGGGAACGGCGGCAUAUGUCGAGUCAUGGCGACUGUUGUCUUGAACACAACCCGGCUCGUUUCAAUGAGGUACUGGGCCGGAAUGCCGUCCAGACCUGGCAGCUUCUCCAUCAGAAGCUGCAGGCUGACAUGACGAAACUUCAGACGACGGAAAAACUUCUGAGCUCUCCUCAAAAUACAAAUCAGGUCAUGGCUCUGGAAUAUCGAAGGCGUCAGUUUCACGUUCUACAAGCUGCCGCACACCGUCUCUCUCUCUAUCUCGAUCGUGUGCGAUUAGAGAACUUGUUCGAUUGGCAAGAAUCCAAACAGGUGGAAAGACAGGAGGCAAUCGAGAUACGGCCGAGAGUCGAACUUGCGUCGCUAGAAUGGGCCUACGAAUGGCUCCGCCAGUUUCCUGGCGUCUACGAAACUAUCACGCAUGCUAUCGCUGACGACCAGGCCGAACCACUGCCAAUUGACUGGGCCCUCUUGCUCGCUGAUUGGGACCGCAGUUACUGGGUAAUAUGGAUCUGCAUCAUCCUCAUGCUUCGAGAGGCCCAGCUACUACCUGCAUCCUGCCCAAGGCUUGUGGCCUGGCUUGGAUCCUUGGAAAGAAGCUACCAGAUCGUCCUUCAAACGAAGCAUGCAUGGGAUUGUGAGCGGCGCUAUGACCGAGCAGAGCUCGAGAUCAUAGACUCCAUGCUCACGGUCAUAGUAAAAGAACCCUUAAUUAGCCCGGGCCAAAAAACCCUUGGACAGAUAAAGGCGCUAGCAUUCUAUGUGUAUCAGGAGGAGACCAUUUUUAUGGCGUGGGAGAUGAAGGGAGGUAGCUCAGCUGGUACGAUGAUUGACCAGAGCAUCCUCUGUGUAAGUUAG
This is a messenger RNA of Blumeria graminis f. sp. triticale, 1971 nucleotides long. NCBI's taxonomy places the organism in Eukaryota, Fungi, Ascomycota, Leotiomycetes, Helotiales, Erysiphaceae. The record is from the annotation of a GenBank genome assembly.